GACAAUUUCCUUGUGAAGGUUGAAGUGGACCUCUUAGUCCACAUUCUCUUCAAGUAUGAGAAAGCUAUUGCAUUUACAGAUGCUAGGUGGGGCACCUUCAAUCACAGAUAUUACCCUGAUUAUAUUAUGCAAACAAUACCACAUGAGCUGUGGCAAGUAAAGCCCCUGAGAUUGCCCCAGGUGUGUACCAAAGAAAUUAUGUACAUGCUCAAAGAACAAAUGGAUGCAGGAAAAUAUGAGCCAUCUCAAUCGUCCUAUAGGGUGGGGUUCUUUGCUGUUGAAAAUGUUAGAAACCACCUCCACCUAAUGCAGGCAUUUAUACAUGAUCUUCAGCCACUUAAUAUUGGCAAGAUGCUAGAUUCAUUUGCCAGAGCAGCAAUUUAUGGCAUAUUUGAUUUGAAAAGCGGAUUUGACAGUUGUACAUUGGCUCCAGCAUCGAUAGACCUAACU
Cantharellus anzutake is the source of this 450-nucleotide messenger RNA. RefSeq lists its product as uncharacterized. The record is from RefSeq and is a predicted model, not a curated record. Lineage: Eukaryota; Fungi; Basidiomycota; Agaricomycetes; Cantharellales; Hydnaceae. The annotation marks the transcript as partial. The transcript has 2 exons.